Molecule: messenger RNA, 2502 nt
Organism: Myiozetetes cayanensis
Lineage: Eukaryota; Metazoa; Chordata; Aves; Passeriformes; Tyrannidae
Gene: ARL5A
Product: ADP ribosylation factor like GTPase 5A
Exons: 6
Coding region: 120-659 (179 amino acids)
Biological process (GO): vesicle-mediated transport; protein localization to Golgi membrane; intracellular protein transport
Cellular component (GO): cytoplasm; trans-Golgi network
Molecular function (GO): GTPase activity; GTP binding
Source: RefSeq, a predicted model, not a curated record
GUCCCCGCGGCAGCGGCCCCGGCGCGGCCCCAGCCGGCUGUGGGGGCGCCGCGCCGGGCCCUGAGCGCCCGCCGCCCCGCACUGCCGCGGCCGGAGAGGCCGGAGCGCCCCGGCCGACCAUGGGGAUCCUCUUCACCAGGAUAUGGAGGCUCUUCAACCACCAGGAGCACAAGGUGAUCAUUGUGGGCCUGGACAAUGCAGGGAAAACCACCAUUCUGUACCAAUUCUCCAUGAACGAGGUGGUCCACACGUCCCCCACCAUCGGCAGCAACGUGGAGGAGAUCGUGGUGAACAACACGCGCUUCCUCAUGUGGGACAUCGGGGGGCAGGAGUCCCUGCGCUCCUCCUGGAACACCUACUACACCAACACCGAGUUUGUGAUCGUUGUGGUGGACAGCACAGACAGAGAGAGGAUCUCUGUGACUAAGGAAGAGCUGUAUAAAAUGUUGGCACACGAGGACUUGAAAAAAGCAGGUCUGCUGAUCUUUGCAAACAAGCAGGAUGUGAAGGAGUGCAUGACAGUGGCUGAAAUCUCCCAGUUCCUGAAGCUCACGUCCAUCAAGGAUCACCAGUGGCACAUUCAGGCCUGCUGUGCUCUCACUGGAGAGGGACUGUGCCAAGGACUGGAAUGGAUGAUGUCAAGGCUUAAGAUCAGAUGAUUUUUGGUGCCCCCUUGCACAGACAUUGCUCCAGGGAGCGGUUCCCGGCAGAGGCGGUGGGGUGGAUGGAUUUACCCUGAACUGACUGCAACUGUAUUUUCUACAAAGCUGCCCCUCCCAGUGGACAGGAAGGACCAUCCCCAGAGGGAACUGCAGCCCUGGCUCCAGUGGGGUUUGGUUUGCUGGGAGGAUCCCUUUUCAGAGCUGUGCCCAACCUUGAGAAGCUGCAGCCCCUCGGGACAGCCCAGCCUCGGGCGUGGGGAAGAUGAAGCAAGAGGAAAGGAGCUUUUAAUUUAGAGUUUUAUUAUCCUGUUGUAGCCCUCUCUAGUGGAAGAUGUUGGCUUCAUUAUUCCAGUAAAUCAGCAACAAAUCACUGGCUUAGGUAUCAGCUCCUCCAGUAUUUUGAAGGUUACCGAUGUUACAAACGCAACCCUGUUUUCCUGUCUGUGAACUGUACAUAUUUGUGUAUAUUUAUACCUCAUCUCGAGUUCAUUGCAGUCCGUUCAGAGCAGUGUGUGCAGCUGGCUCAGUGUGCUGGCAGCAGUUCUGACGUGUGACAUGGCCCUGGUCCCGUGUCCCAGGUCCCUCCCUCUGUGCCCACCACUCCUUGGCUCCCACAGCUGGACAGACCCACCCUCCCUUCGGCCCAGGGCUGCUUUUCCACAGGAUUUUUGGGGGAGGGCUGGGCUGGGCUGGGCUGGGGCACACGUGGGUUGAGCUCUGAAUGGAGGUGUUGGCCAACAGGACAGGUUUGUUUCAAACCAGGUGGGUGUUCCUUUCCCGGUGUUUUGGGGUGGUGCUGCAGGGGCACGUCCUGCCCACUGCUCUCCUUUGCAGUCUGCUUGAUUCAGGUCUAAGAGCACCUUUAGCUCUCAAAAAGGGAAAAACAUCUUCUUUUUUUUUUUAUAAACCAAAGAGGAGGCACAAAAGUACGCUGGACAGGCCCAUUGGAGUCGUGUAAGUCACACUCUAAUGAAGUGUUUUGCAGAGGAAAAGCUCUCUUUGCUACAUAAAUGUGCAGAUUUAUCAAUAUGCAGUGGAGGGAACUGCAUGGGGACAACACAUGACACUACUUGGAAAGCUCUAAGUGAGCCACACGAGUUCCAGGUGAAAACAGAACUCCCUGCAUGGUCCCCAGAGCACUUUUGGAACACUAGGAUGGCCUUUCCUUGCUGUAGCACCUGAUGGGCUGCCUGUCCCGUGCAGGAGGUGUCCAGAAUUCCCAUUUUAGAGGAUGGAGGCAGCUGGGAUGGUGGUUGGACCUGUCAGUGUUGUGGGAGUGCACGUGGCCUUAAUCACAGGCUCUUCUGUGGGAGGUGCCUGGGGAGGACAGCAGAAUGAAACCACCCCGUGCUGAGGGUGUCCUUCCCUUCCUGAGGGGCUGGAAAAGGCAUUUCACAGGAAAAGCUCAGCUGGAACUCUUCAAGGUGCUUCUCUCUGGGAUAACCUGGCUGAUGUUCCUGCCUCCCCAGUGGAUCCUGGGGGAAAGGGAAGGGAGGCAGCCUCAAAAGUCGGUAUUUAACAAAAAGGCAGGGAAAGAAUUGACCUUUUUAAUCUAUUUUUGGUAUCUCUGAGGCUCCCUGGCCGGGGGGGCUCUGCUGUCUCUGUCAAACAUUAAGGUGUACAUGCAUAUACCCAUAGUGCAUGCACAUAGAUCUCGGUAUUUAACUGGUGUAUUGCAAAAUGUAUCAAUGUUUGAAGAAUUAACAAGUUCCUGCAGAGGCUCUCUCCGUUUUCUCUGACAGUAUCUACAAGAGCUCUGUGCACACAUGAAAUGGAAUUGUACAUUUUCUAGUCUGGAAAAGAAGAAAAAAAAAAGAGCAGACUUUGCUUCUAAACCCGA